AUGGCCCUGCGCAGAUCCCCCUCCUCCACCAACUCGUGGAGUCACGGCGUGAGCUUCGUCCGCGUUGCCACGGCGCUCAGCGAGUCCUCGUCCAUCCACAGCGACGCCCUCUACCACCUGACCCGGGACGUGUCCGGCCUGGGCCUGGACCCCAUGUCCUACAGCGUCCUGCAGCCCGAGGCCUUCAGGGACGAGCGGCGGCGGAGUGUUGUGGGUUCGACUCCCAGCCCCGAGGGCGCGGCAGGGGGCCUCUACUUCUCCGACGGCCGGCGGAAGGUGGACUACGUGCUCGUGUUCCACCAGCGGCGGCACGGCUCGGUGCGGUCCCGCACCAGCACCUCCGCCUCCCACGACCGGCUCUCCAUCAUCUCCAACGGCAACUUCCCACUGCCGGUGAGCUCGGACCUGGGAGGAGCCGAGGACGACACGGUGGAGACCAGCGAGUGCGACGUGCAGCUGAUCCGCCAGGAGUUUGAGGCCAACCUGCUGGAGGCCGGCCUGGAGAUCGAGAGAGACCGGGAGGUCAGUGUCCACGGGCCGAGCUUCACCCGCCUCCACGCCCCCUGGCCCGUGCUCAGCCGAGAGGCCGAGUUCCUCAAGAUCAAAGUUCCCACCAAGAAGAGCUACGAGCUGAAGCAGGAGAGCGGCCUCAGCGGCGGCCUCAGCGCCAUGUGGAGGAAACUGAACCAGCCGUUCCAGCCCAACGUGCCGCACCAGGAGCACGGCCGCACCAAGCUGCUGUCCCACUGCUUCUCCAGGGACAAGCUGCACCUGUACAACAUCAAGUCCAAAGACACGUUCUUCGACAACGCCACGCGCGGCCGCAUCGUGUACGAGAUCCUGAGACGCACCGUGUGUGUUCGCACCUGCCAAACCAUGGGUAUCAGCACGUUGAUAGCUAAAGGCGUGUACGACUCUGCCUUCCCUCUUCAUGAUGGUGACUUCAGGGUCACGGGACAGUCCGAGGAGAGGAACGACAGACAGCUGCUGCAUGAGGAGUGGGCUCGAUACUCGGCCUUCUACAAGUACCAGCCCAUCGACCUGAUCAGGAAGUACUUUGGGGAGAAGAUCGGCCUGUACUUCGCCUGGCUGGGCGUCUACACUCAGCUGCUGGUGCCGGCCUCCAUCGUGGGAAUCAUCGUGUUCGGCUACGGGGUCGCCACAGUGGACACUGACGUACCAAGCCUGGAGAUGUGUGACGAGCGGCUGAACUUCACCAUGUGUCCUCUGUGUGACGGCGCCUGUGACUUCUGGCAGCUCAGCACGGCGUGCGGCACGGCCCGGGCCUCGCACCUGUUCGACAACCCCGCCACCGUCUUCUUCGCCAUCUUCAUGUCCCUGUGGGCGGCCAUGUUCCUGGAGCACUGGAAGCGUCGUCAGAUCAGUUUGAGCUUCAGCUGGGAUCUGACAGGCAUCGAGGAGGACGAGGAACACCCGCGGCCGAAGUACGAGACCAUCCUGCUGCAGAAGAGGCAGAAGCAGCGCAGCAGGAAGAAGAAGAAGAAGAACGAGCCAGACAAGCAGGAGGACGGGACAGAGACAGGGAAGGACAGAUGGAGGCAGAAACUGCUGUCUGCCAUGGCUGCAGGAGCCCCGGUGGCCAAAGAGAAGCUGACGUGGAAGGACCGCCUGCCCGGCUACUGCAUCAACGUCUCGUCCAUCCUCUUCAUGUUUGGCCUGACGUUUUCGGCGGUUUUCGGCGUCAUCAUCUACCGCAUCACGGUGUCGGCGCUGAUGGCGAUGAGCCCCGACCCCGAGACCAAGUCCAACGUGCGCGUGACGGUGACCGCCACCGCCGUCAUCAUCAACCUGGUGGUCAUCCUGAUCCUGGACGAGAUCUACGGCGCCGUGGCCGUGUGGCUGACCGAGCUGGAAAUUCCCAAAACUGAGACGACCUUCGAGGAGCGUCUGAUCCUCAAAGCCUUCCUGCUCAAGUUCAUGAACGCGUACGCACCCAUCUUCUACGUGGCUUUCUUCAAGGGACGGUUUGCAGGUCGGCCUGGGAAUUACGUGUACGUCUUUAACGAUUACCGGAUGGAGGAGUGCGCCCCGGGCGGCUGCCUCAUCGAGCUCUGUAUUCAGCUCAGCAUCAUCAUGUUGGGGAAGCAGCUCAUCCAGAACAACAUCUUCGAGAUCGGCAUCCCGAAGUUGAAGAAGUUGCUGCGGGUGCUGAAGGAAAAGGGCGAAGCUGAGGAGCAGCGGGAGGAGCAGAGGAGUCGGCCUCCCCAGCAGUGGAACCUGGACUACGCCCUGGCUCCCUUUGAGGGCCUGACGCCCGAAUACAUGGAGAUGAUCAUCCAGUUCGGCUUCGUCUCGCUCUUCGUGGCGUCCUUCCCGCUCGCCCCCGCCUUCGCUCUGCUCAACAACGUCAUCGAGAUCCGGCUGGACGCCAAGAAGUUCGUCACGGAGCUGCGGAGGCCGGUCGCCAUCCGAGCCAAAGACAUCGGGAUCUGGUACAACAUCCUGAGUGGGAUGGGGAAAUUCUCGGUUAUUAUAAAUGCGUUUGUCAUCUCCUUCACCUCAGACUUCAUCCCUCGCCUCGUCUAUCAGUACAUGUACAGCCCGAGCGGCACCAUGCACGGCUUCAUCGACCACACGCUGUCCUACUUCAACGUGUCCAACUUCAAGCCGGGCACGUCGCCGCACAGCUCGCUGCUGGGCGACAUCACCGUCUGCAGGUAUAAGGACUACAGGGAGCCCCCCUGGUCUCCAGAGGCGUACCAGUUCUCUAAGCAGUACUGGUGUGUGCUGGCAGCCAGACUGGCCUUCGUCAUCCUCUUCCAGAACCUGGUCUUGUUCCUGAGCCUGCUGGUUGCCUGGGUGAUCCCUGACGUUCCUAAGACGGUCGUGGAGCAGCUCAAGAGGGAGAAGACGCUCCUGGUCGAUGUUUUCCUGCGGGAGGAGAAGGAGAAGUUCCAGCUGAUCCAGAGUCUGUUCGUCAAAGACGCCUCCCUGCGGCCGGGGGGCGGGGCCUCGCUGACGCCGGGGGGCGGGGCCUCGCUGACCCCGGGCCACGCCUUUGCCCCGCCACCGGGCCGCUGCGGCGCCGGCGGGGAGGGCGGCGGGCCGAGGGCGAGGUGCCGCGCCGCCAGCUUCAGCCAGUUCAGCCGGCAGCUCCCCUCGCCGCCGGGCAACGGGAAGGAGACGGCGAGACACACGGCGGUGUGAUCCGUCCACACACACACACACACACACACACACACACACACUCCUACAAGCAGGAGUGUGAGGUGGCAGAGCGACUGGAGGACAUUGUGUGUGGGAGACUUUGUCAGUGUGUGUGUGUGUGUGUGUUUACUUGUGAAUGUGCAUAUAUGUAUUUGCUCCUGUGUGUGUGUGUGUGUGUGUGUGUGUGUGUGUGUGUGAGUCGUCUAACCUUUGGACUCUCAGCUGAGAUUCAUUUGUCUCAGUGGUCGAAUGUGCAGCAUCCCAACCAGGUGUGUGUGUGUGUGUGUGUGUGUGUGUGUGUGUGUGU
Messenger RNA from Myripristis murdjan (pinecone soldierfish), 3475 nucleotides. It is a transcript of the gene ano2b, whose product is annotated as anoctamin 2b. NCBI's taxonomy places the organism in Eukaryota, Metazoa, Chordata, Actinopteri, Holocentriformes, Holocentridae. Gene Ontology annotation, biological process: chloride transmembrane transport. Bases 1 to 3168 code for a protein of 1055 amino acids. Gene Ontology annotation, molecular function: intracellularly calcium-gated chloride channel activity; protein dimerization activity. The record is from RefSeq and is a predicted model, not a curated record. The transcript is spliced from 28 exons. Gene Ontology annotation, cellular component: plasma membrane.